Aspergillus heteromorphus CBS 117.55 is the source of this 2700-nucleotide messenger RNA. RefSeq names its product leucine-rich repeat domain-containing protein. The transcript has 2 exons. Gene Ontology annotation, molecular function: protein kinase binding. Gene Ontology annotation, cellular component: cytoplasm. The record is from RefSeq and is a predicted model, not a curated record. Lineage: Eukaryota; Fungi; Ascomycota; Eurotiomycetes; Eurotiales; Aspergillaceae. The coding region runs from base 171 to 2579 and encodes 802 amino acids.
GUCCCCGCUGACCCUGGCGCUCAUCUACAGGUCCCUUUUUCUCAUAUCGCACUGUGUCUUGCCAGCAAGAUGUCGACUCUCGCUGUCCCUAAUACGAGUAUAUGAGCGUUCCUCUUCAGAGUCCGCCUAAUUAGAUUAUCACUGUCUUGUUGGGCGAAGCAAUUUCCGUAAUGGAGAAGCUGAACACUGAAGAUGGACAGCUCUUCAUAAAAAACCUCGCUAGUUUCGUACGAACCCAUGAAAAGGCCCUCGCGAAUGCAUUGCAACUGAGGCGCCAACCUACCAAAAAUGCGCAGUCUACCCAUACCCAGUCGGGCUCGUCGAGCUCGGCUUCCUCAACCCUCGCAGCAGCCCUAUCAUUCGGGGCGCUGAAAUUCACCUCGCAGAAUAUCAAACCUGCCAAACUUACCCUCACCCCCCAUCAUCUCUUCUACCUCCUUUCUCGCUUUGAAGACCUUUCUAUUGCCGUGGGCCCCCUGAACGUGAGGCUGGAGAAUAUCCACACAGACGGGUCGCAGUCCUAUGUGUCCUUCCUGAAUAAGCCUCAGAGAUCCAGAGGUGACCGGGACUCCAUCCACUCUGUGUCCAGUGUCCGUAGUGUCAUGUCUGGGAUGAGUUCCCUUUGGUCCUCGUUCGGGUUGGUGUCCAAGGAUUCGGUCUCCAAAUCAGAACGGGCCAAGGCUGCUCUAGAAGCGGAUACAAAAUACCUAUACUCUGCCUUCACCAAAAUUCCCUGCCUCCGCUUAGCCCCUGACCGUCGUGCCCGGUUGAUCCGCGGCUACGAAGAAUUCCCCUUUGACACGGCCGUUCCCUUGCAUGCCUUUAAGAACUUGAGCGCUUUAGAGAUCAUUGAUAUAGACUUCCGCUCGUUCUUCGGUUGGGAUAGACAAUCCGAGCAACUGCGCACGCUGACCGUCAAGAGGGCUAACAUCGAAGACCCCGCUGAUCUGCUAACGGGCAUCGUGUUGGACGACAUCGACAAACGGCGCCGACGUUCAUCCAAACACCAUCACUCGCCGAUGAUGGGAUGGAGUGGAAACGCAAACCCCCAACCGGUUCAUAAGUCCGACCUCUCUGGAUCCCUUUCUGCCCCCGGGUCGCCGGUUGCCGAUGCACCGUUCGGAACCAGCGCCAGCCCCCAAUCCGCAUCUAUGAUCAGGAUGGCGUCGGAGGGUUCCAAAGCUCGACCAAGGACCGGAAGCAUCUCCCCAUCCCGCCCGACCAGCUCCAAACACUCGUAUCGUCACAGCCGUGGAAACGUCUCCCGGAUAAGACGUACCGGGUCUGGUAGCUCGAACUCUAGCGACACCUCGGGUCAACGCAACGGCAGCUCUUCGAACCUAGUUUUACCAGCAUCCAAAUGGCGCUUUUUGAGACACCUCGGCCUCCCGGACAACUCCCUGACCUCCAUCUCUGCCGCCAGUCUCGCUCCAGUGGCCAACACCCUGCAGUCCCUCGAUCUAUCCACGAAUCUCUUCACGGAAGUGCCCGACAGUUUAGCAUCCUUGGUUGCCUUGAGGGCCUUAAAUCUCUCGCAUUGCAUGAUCGAAUCCCUCCACUCUCUGUCCCGCAAUCCUCUUCCUGCGAUUACCGCCCUCAAUCUCCGUGGCAACCGUCUCCGCUCCCUCGCGGGUGUCGAGAGACUGCUUUCUCUGGAGAGGCUGGACCUACGAGACAACAACCUUACCGAUCCGACCGAGAUUGCGCGGCUCACCAAUCUCCCUGAGAUACGGGAAAUCUGGGUCUCCGGCAACCCCUUUGUCAAGACGCAUUCUAACUAUCGCGUUGUCAUCUUCAACUUGUUCCGCCGUACUCCGGGUUACUCCGAAGACAUCAUCAUCGAUGGAUCAGGCCCCGGAUACACCGAGCGGAAACAGCUGGUCGACCGGGCCGCCGAGCCCGAGGCUGCACCGGUCAUACGAUCCGUGGCGGCAGAUGUCUCUGCCGUGGUCAGCAAGCCAUCCAGCACUGUCGCUCAGGAGGCCCCAUCGCUCCACGAGCAAGUAAGGCCAACCGGACGAGUGGUGCAGAAUGGAAUUGACGUCGGCUCCAGUCGUCGGAAGAGGGGUACUCGGCGGAAAAUCGCCGAUCGGCCUCUAGAUAAACCCUCCACUGAUGGUAAUGAUGACUCAGGUGCGAUGGUGCCUUCUAUUCCCUCUGUCCAGCAUGUUCAAUUAUUACCUGUUGAUCCGUUUGUCACGGCAUCUCCCGACCGUCAAUGGAUAUCUGAUGGUGGACCCCAGGCCAGCCCUCCUAGCCCCAAGAGCCCGGUGAAGAUGGACGUUGCACGAAUUCCACCCGCACAUCAGACCAAAGACCGCCCUGGGAUACAGCCGACACCACAGGCUAAAGACUGGGGUGUCGACGAGGAGUUUUACAGACGACAGUUGGAGGCGCUCAGGCAUGAGCUUGGAAACAGCUGGCUCAAGUCGCUUGGAGAGCGUGGUUGGCAGGACCCCCAGACGAGUAUCAAUGUAUCUUGUACGGGGCCUGACCGCAACGAUCCAGUGUUGAUGCAAGUAGAUGCAUUGACGAGGGUGAGCCCACAGGUGAUCCUGAGCGGCCAUGCCUUGAGUUGACGUGGUAUUAUCCACGUGUCUGCCACUUCUUUAGUGGCAGCAUCCCCCCCUGUUUGGGGGAUGAACGAAAAACAAAGAAGAAAAAAAAUACAAAAACCCUAAAAAAAAAGAAGGGAGGAGA